Molecule: messenger RNA, 1958 nt
Organism: Vitrella brassicaformis
Lineage: Eukaryota; Vitrellaceae
Source: the annotation of a GenBank genome assembly
CGGGAAGAAAGGCACAAGGGCGUCUUUGUAUGUUCAAAUCGUGCGAGCGCGUAAGGAUUGGUUGGGGUGAUGGGCGUUAGGAGAGAUCUCUCAGUUCUCUUGCUCCUCUCUGUCUUGUGGUGUGGCUCAGUGUUUCAGAGGCGAGCCCGAGGAAGUUGCACCCCCCGCCGCCACCAAGGAAGAGGCUCCCGCCACCGCUGACACCACCGCACCUGCAACAGCCAAGAAGAAAAUGGGAUUCAACCUCGGUAGGGAGCUCUCGUAUCAUGACGAUGAGUGCCUGUCUGGGGUGUGUCUGUCAUGCGCCCUCUUGCCCCGCCUGCCGUGUGUGUGUGUGUGUGUGUGUGUGUGUGUUGCAGGCGACGUCUUCCCCAACUUCCAGGCCCAAGCAUCUGGCGUGCCAAAUGGUGAGGGGUGAGGGGGGCGUAAGGACCACAGCGGAUGGAAAGAUCUCUCUGCCUGUGUGUGUGUGCAGGCGAGUUUGAUCUGUACAAGUACUGGGGGGACGGCUGGGGCAUCCUGUUCUCGCACCCUGCCGACUACACGCCCGUGUGCACCACUGAGCUGGGCAAGGCCGCCAAACUCGCCGAGGAAUUCGCGAAGCGCAACUGCAAGCUGUGCGCCAUCUCGUGCAACGACAAGGACUCCCACGAGGUCUGUGGUGUGCACUCGUGUGUCAGCUCCAGGGAAACGACAUGAGUCAGCUCAUGUGGUGUGUGCGGCCGGUUGUGUGUGUUCAGGGUUGGUCGAAGGACAUCAUCUCGGUGCAGGGCAUGAGCGGCGACAUGCCCUUCCCCAUCAUCGCUGACCCCACACGCGCCAUCGCAACGGGACUGGGUAGGUACAUCCACAACAGCCACCGAAUCACAUCGACCCGUAACGUACCUGAAGUCAAAUCAACUCACGUCGGUGUGGCGAGCAGGCAUCAUGGAUCCCGAGGAGAAGGACAAGCAGGGGCUGCCUCUCACCUGCCGAUCCGUCUUCUACGUCUCCCCGGACAGGAAGCUCAAGGUACGUGGGUGGGUCGGUGGGCAGGUGGGUGGGCGGAUAGAUAGGGCGAACACAUCGCGGCAACACGAGCUCCUCUGGCCUUUCCCCUGGUCUCUCUCUUUGGUGGUCGUCAGGCCCAGGUGCUGUAUCCCGCCACCACUGGACGUGACUUCUCCGAGCUGCUCCGUGUGCUCGACUCCCUGCAGGUACCCUCUCUCUCACACACUCACACACAGAGGACAGUCACAGAUCUUCGGUCGGUGUGUGUGUGUGUGUGUGUGUCAGCUGACGUCCAAGUUCCCCGUGGCGACUCCCGAGGGCUGGCAGAACGGCAGCAAGUGCAUGGUGGUGCCCUCGCUCACUGACGAUGACGCAAAGACCAAGCUGGCCAAGGGUUUUGAGAAGGUCGACGUGCCGUCUGGCAAGAACUACAUCAGAAUGACGCCGGUCAGUGGCAGGGCGGGCACACACGACACCCGUGGGAAAUCGAUGCUGCGACUGUGUGUGGAUCCCUCCGUUUAUCAGGACCCCCGCUAAGUCAAGCCGAGAGGUUCCAACGAGGGAAGACAGACAGGUGUACGCUCAAGCACGCACCACGUACGGACCGAUGGGCGCGUGAGCUGAGCAGCUGCGAGUUGCGUGUGUGUUUCAUCAAGGACUUUUUAUUGGCCGACUGUCUGUGAGUUUGCCUCUGUUCUCUGGUGAGGUUUUGAGUGGCAAAGGCGUCAGUCAUCGUCUCUGAGGAGCUCCUCCUGCUUUCGCCAGCUGCAUCGUUGGUCGCUUUCCGUCUGCAGUGCAGCAGAUGGGCGUCUCGCGACGUUGCAGUGGGUCGAAAACAAGGGUGCGCCCGACCAAACAGACAGACCGCCACCACUUUCCAUGGAGGACUUUUAUGUCAAUCCAUGUAUGUGUGUGCAUGCGUCCAUACUUGUCUUUGUGAGGGAGAGAGUGAGCGAGAUCACUCAGGC